AUGGUUUCGUGGUCACUUGUUGCUGUUGUCGCGGCAAUAUUCACUGUCAAAUUCGCGCCGGAAUACUCGCUCUAUUCUUCCUACCUUCUCACAUCAACCACAUUCAUCCUCAUAUCAUGGAUAGCAAAGUUUGUCUAUGCAGCGAUCUUGUAUCCAGCAUAUUUAACGCCGCUUAGACAAAUCCCUACUCCUUCCAAACGAUCAUGGAUGUACGGCAACACAGAGUCGUUUGACCUUCGAUUCCCGGUGGAUUUGGUCCGGGAAUGGACAAAAUCUAUACCAAAUCCGGGGUUGCUUAGAUACUACGUGAUUGGUAAUUGGGAGAGGGUGGUGGUUCUAUCGCCCAAGGCCAUUGCUGAUCUGUUGGUGAAUAAGAGUUAUGAUUUUGUACGCCCGGAGAUUGCGCGGGUGCAGCUUAGUAAAGUUACUGGAGAGGGGUUGUUAGUUGCAGAGGGAGAUGCUCAUAAGGCACAACGCAAAAGCCUAAUGCCAUCAUUCUCCUAUCGCCACAUCAAAGAAUUAUACCCCGUCUUCUGGACCAAGGCCAUCCAGAUGACCAACGAAAUCGAAAAGGGGAUCAAGACCAACAAAUCAGGCGAAGAUAUCAUCAAGACCAGCGGAUGGGCAAGCAGAGCCAUGCUCGAUAUCAUCGGGCUUGCUGGAUUCGAUUACGAUUUCAACACUGUCGCAAACCCAGAUAAUGAGCUUGCGCGGAGGUAUGAGAGUAUGUUUUUUACUCCGACGGGGUGGCAGCGCGUUAUUGCGUUUGUGUGUUUGUUUAUUAUUGGGUUUAAGUGGUAUUUUCGGAUUCCCAGUAGGCAGAACAGUAUUAUGGAUGAUGCGAUGAGCUUUAUCCGCGGCACGGCUCAUGAGCAUUUGACGAAAAAGAAGAAACAGCUUCAAACAGACAGGAAGGACGCGCAUGUGGAUAUUUUAUCAGUGGCAAUGCGCAAUGGCGAUUUCACGGAUGAGAAUCUCGUCAACCAGAUGAUGACUUUUCUGGGUGCGGGUCACGAAACAACAUCCUCUGCGUUUCAAUGGGCUGUAUACGUCCUAUCCAAACAUCCCGAGAUCCAAACCCGGCUUCGCGAGGAACUUCAAGCGUCUCUCCCACGCAUCCCAUUCGAUGAGCUAAAUGAUAUCAAAGGCCUCAAGGACAACCAGGGGAAUAUCAAAGACACAUUCUCAGAGCUAUUCACCUCCAUAGACGGCAAUAACAACACCAAUAUCCCUUAUCUAUGGGCAUUCACCAAUGAAGUCCUCCGCUUCUACCCUUCUGCCCCAUUCACUUCCCGCGAAGCAAUUCGCAAUACAACUCUAGGCGGCCAAUUCAUCCCCAAGGGAACACACAUUCUGGUCGCACCAGAUAUAACAAACAAGGACACCGAACUCUGGGGUCCCGACGCAGAAACCUUCAAACCCGAACGAUGGCUCAAUUUUGAUCCUGCCAGCAGCAACAAGCCCGUUAGUUACAACAACAGCGGCGGCGCUAGUAGUAAUUAUGCGAUGUUGACGUUUAUUCAUGGACCACGAAGUUGUAUUGGACAGGGUUUUGCGAGGGCUGAAUUGGCCAUUUUUGUGGCGGUGUUUGUGUAUCGGUUUAGAUUUGAGUUGGAGGAUCCGGGGAGGAAGUUGGAGGUUAGAAGGAUGAUUACGCAGGCGCCAGCGGACGGGGUGGUUAUUAGGGUUAGAAUGGCUAAUUAG
Talaromyces stipitatus ATCC 10500 is the source of this 1704-nucleotide messenger RNA. Its product is annotated as cytochrome P450 monooxygenase, putative. The coding region runs from base 1 to 1704 and encodes 567 amino acids. The transcript is spliced from 3 exons. The record is from RefSeq and is a predicted model, not a curated record. Gene Ontology annotation, molecular function: oxidoreductase activity, acting on paired donors, with incorporation or reduction of molecular oxygen; iron ion binding; heme binding. Lineage: Eukaryota; Fungi; Ascomycota; Eurotiomycetes; Eurotiales; Trichocomaceae.